Messenger RNA from Octopus sinensis (East Asian common octopus), 2194 nucleotides. Its product is annotated as zinc finger C2HC domain-containing protein 1A. Lineage: Eukaryota; Metazoa; Mollusca; Cephalopoda; Octopoda; Octopodidae. Bases 760 to 1806 code for a protein of 348 amino acids. The record is from RefSeq and is a predicted model, not a curated record. The transcript has 10 exons.
GGCCUCUAACAGGACGAGUUAGCCCGUUACAAGCCUUGGUUUCAAUUUCCAGUUGAAGACAAUUCUCAGCUUUAAUUAGGCAAUCUAAUUAAUACAUUUUACUUUGUAAUUACGGUUAAUUUGUAUGAGAAAAAGAAAAACGAAACUGAUAUAUUAACUAGAAAGGUUUAAGAUAUUUGCCCGCUAUAAUUCUGUUAUUCUGUUAUUCUGUUGGUUAAAAAGCAACUAUAGAAUUACACUGUACGACUCCCAAUCCCUUUGUGUUUUUUUUUAAUGACUUAAUAGUUGAAUUAUACAUUAUAAUUCCGCUAUUCUGCUCGUAUAUUAUUACUAACCAUUGAGAAAAAACAAAAAGAAAGAAAGAAAGACUGAAAGACAGAAAAAAAGGGACAGAAAGAAAAAAAAACACGAUAGAAUAAAGAAAGAAAGAAAAUCUAGAUACAAUUCUGUUAUUCUGUUCGUUAAUACAUUCCGCGCUCAUGCUCUGAAUCAUCAUCAGCAGCAGCAACGAUUUGUUGCUACAUGUCCUGAGAGGAGAAGAAAAAAUAAACAGAGAAAAACUGCCGCUAAUUCAAACUUCAAUCCAUAUUUUCGUCAUUCCUUCACCAUAUCUUUUUUUUCUUGUAUUCAUUAUUCAUUCCAUUCUUACUAUCUUACUACAAACCAGAUUAUUCUCUAAUUCUUCUUCUUCGAUCCUUUUGUUUUUUUUUAUUAUUCUGGUAAUCCCUUUUGUCGACAUCGUUUUGCGGAAAUAUUACCAUGGAAGAAGAAGACACAGAAGUCGGAUAUUUGGUUUUGGAGCCUUGUGACUUUUGUGGCCGCAAGUUUAACGUAAAAGUAAUUCCAAAACAUCGGAAAAUAUGUUCCAAGGUUUCAACGAAGAAGAGGAAAAUCUUUGAUUCCACAAAGCAACGAGCUGAGGCCCUAAACCUAACUACAAAUCAAGUGAAACAAAAUUUGAAAAAGGAAAUUCCAAUACCUAAGUCCAACUGGAGAGCCAAACACGAAGACUUUAUUAAUUCCAUCCGCAAUGCAAAGAAGGUGACCCAGGCUUUGGCUGAGGGAAAGCCUCUUCCGCCUCCUCCACCUCCAUUAGCUAAUGCAGAUUAUAUCCAAUGUGAAUUUUGUGAGAGAAGGUUCAACAAGGCUGCUGCUGAAAGACACAUCAAUUUCUGCAGAGAACAACACCAAAGAAUAAAAUCUAAACCUGCUCCUAAGAAUAAAAUUAAAUCACAGCAUGAAAUCGGUAAACCGAAGUCUAGGUUUGACUCUUCGGUGCUUAAUUUCAAAUCAAAUUCCUCUGCUACAACUAAUUCUUCAGCAAAACUAAUUAAUUCUAAAUCACAACAAGAGCGUUCCGGAUUACGUCGUCCAGGUUUCACAUCUCGUAUGCCAUCAGCACCGUCUAAUGAUUACAAUGGGAAAAUUAUGCAACAGAGAACUGAUGAGUUGGACAGCAAUGGAGUUAACUAUGCUGCAACAGGACCCGCUUUAAGAACAGGACGGACUGGUAAAAAUUAUACAGAUGCCAAACGUGACGCCAAAGCUGGAAACGGAUGUAUAAAGGUCAUGAGUGGACUGUCAAUGGGGAGAUCAGCUCCUGGGCAGAGGGCAUUACCGAAUUCUCUGAACAGAACUGUGACCAAUCGAUACUUACUGAACAAGGCCUCCGAUUCCAGCAACAACACCAACUCUUCCAAUAUGAACAGCAGUCGAUUCAUGUGUCACCAUUGCGACAGUGAAUACCCCAUAAGUACGGCCAAAUAUUGUUGUGAAUGUGGCGUGAAAAGACUUACUCUCACUUAGUAUUCCCUGCUGGGACGGACAGACAGACAGACAGAAAAGAGACAAGCGUUGUCGAUUAAUGAAAUGGUUGUGUUUAUAUCCUUUAAGCCAUCCGGAAACGAGAGAUGGAAACUCAAAGUGGGUCCCAGAGCCAAAGACCGAAAUAAUUCCUGUUGUUAUAUCAAGAAAAUGCCUCACCUCCCACCUUUUUGCUGUUUAGCAAUCAGCUUUUGAUAUGAUAAUGAGAUGGCAUAACAAGGGAAAGAAAGAGAGGACGAAAGAAUGACAGGCAGACAGACAAUGAAGACUCUCAAUGUAUCAAGCACUCUAUGUAUUUUCCACUCAGUCUAUUCCAUUCAGGAAAUAUAUAUAGAGGAAUAUUUAUGGUUUUAUAUAGUUAUAGUUUAUA